UAACUUUCUCAAAAAGUAUGGCACACAAUCCACCUAGAAUAGAAAUAUACAAGUCACCAGAGGGGAAGCUAGGCAUUGGAGCAUAUGGAGCUGUGUACAGAGCAAAAUUAAAUGAGCUACCAUGUGCGGCUAAAAUCCUCCACCCUAUUCUUUUGGAAACCAAUGAUCCAAGCGGACAAAAAAUCGUGGAGAGAUUCUAUCAAGAAUGUGAGCUCAUGAGAAACAUAACACACCCCAACAUAGUCCAGUACCUAGAUGUCACCAUGGACCCCGACUCAGGCCUACCCGUCUUGUUAAUGGAGCUACUCGAUGAAAGCCUCACUAACUAUUUCGACAGAGUCCAGAGGCCCCCUCCUUACCACACCCAGGUGAACUUGAGUCACGAUAUAGCACUGGCCAUUGCACACCUUCACUCCAAAGGCAUUGUCCACAGAGACCUCUCCAGCAACAACGUGCUGCUCAUUGCAGGCUCUAAGGCAAAGGUGUCCGACUUCGGAAUGUCCAAACUACUCAAUGUUAGUGGAAACUUUUCUCGCCACUCUCUCACACAAUUACCCGGCACACAAGCCUUCAUGCCACCCGAAGCUUUCUUUGAGCCUCCUAAUUACUCGAGCAUGAUUGACUGUUUCUCCGUUGGCCCUCUGAUCAUCCAGCUGAUAACAGCAAAGUUUCCUGAUCCAGGACCACGCUUCACCAUGGUACCCGAUGAGCGCUCACCCGUAGGAACCACUCAAAUGCCCGUCUUGGAGGAAAACCGCCGAAUGAACCACAUAGCCCUGAUCAAUCCGUCCCACUCUCUCCUGCCAAUAGCCAGACAAUGUCUCGAGUACCAACCAGACGUGAGGAUAACAGCUCAGCAGCUGUGUCGCCAGGUGGCUCAACUCAAAGAGCAACAGGUGUACAUAGAGAGCAAAGAACUACCAGUACACGGAGAUAUUGAGAAUGAAUUUCAAAGUGCAUUAGCUGCAAAACAGAAUCAAAUUGAGCGAUUACAACAACACCUUCACGACGAAACACAACAUAAAGAGGAGAUCAUUGAGCAGCUAAAACGAAAACAGAGCGAGCUAUCAGAAAAAGAAACACAAGUCGAGACACUAGCUCUAGCAAUAUCAAACAAGACAUCUGAGCUAUCGAAAAAAGAAGCAGAACUAUUGGAAAAAGAAAAUAUAAGUCAGCAGUUUCAAGAGAGGUUAGCAAAGGCUACGGAAACCAUAAAAGAACGAGAGAAAAAUAUUGACAAUCUUACGGAGGAGCUAAGAGAAACUGAACCAAAAAAACAGAGCUUAGAAACGCCCGAAAUAUGUCCAGAGUCUGACCAAGUGCCACUAGAGUCCAUUGUCCCACUAAAAUGGAGAAGAGGAGCGAACGCAAUCUGCAAAAUGUAUCAUGGGUCAACAGCAGUAGACGGCAGUUUAGUGUACUUCAAAAAUGGACAGAACAAGUACAUUUACCAAUACAACAUAGACCUAGAAACUUGGCAAAAAAUUCAAAAUUGCCCAAGAUACGGAUUCUCACUAGCGCUAAUUGGAGGGGUUCUAACAGCUGUGGGGGGCACUGAUGCAUACGCAAAAGAAACAAACACGCUUUUAAGCUUUGUUUACGAGAAUGGCAGUACAAAAUGGACGGAAAAAUACCCGGCAAUGCCAACUAAACGCACCAACACAACUGCAGUAGCUAACGGUCACCUUCUUAUAGUCAUAGGAGGAGUGGUGGAUGGAAAACAUCAAAUCUCAACAGUUGAACUGUUGGACUUACCGAAAGGUCAAUGGUACAAGGCGUGUGAUCUCCCCCACAUUGUGUACCAGCCCUCAGCGACAAUUUGUGGAGACAGCAUCUACUUGACUGGCUGGAAAGACCCCGAGAACCAUCCCUCCACCGGAGUACUGACAGCGUCCCUGACUAUGCUAAGAGAGCACGCUACACUACAUUCCUUUGGAGGUUGGCUUUCGUCCCUAACCGGACCUAGACAACCACCAUUCGAGCUGAUAUGGGGGAAGCUAGCCGAACUGCCUGUAAUAGAUUCUACUUGUGCAACAAUCAAUGGCGACCAACUACUGGCUAUUGGUGGAGAAACAACCGACACCAAGCAAUAUACAAGUGCUGUCUACCACUACGACGUGAUGAAUAAUAUGUGGGUGAAGAUAUCUGAUAUGAUAAGAGGUCGAUCGAGUUGCCUUGUUGCCGUGGUAUCAACAAACAAAGUGAUUGUAGUGGGAGGGUUCACAGGUCCGGGGAUAUUCACAGAUGCAGUAGACAUUGGGUGCUUUAAUUGAGUUUCCGCUUCACAUUAUUAUUUUUACAUACAUGUACACUUCUUUAUACUAUAAUUAGGUACCAGUUUCACAAUAAUCAUAUAAUUAUAAUAAUAUUUCAUGAAAUGCA
Molecule: messenger RNA, 2382 nt
Organism: Halichondria panicea
Lineage: Eukaryota; Metazoa; Porifera; Demospongiae; Suberitida; Halichondriidae
Product: probable serine/threonine-protein kinase kinX
Exons: 1
Coding region: 18-2273 (751 amino acids)
Biological process (GO): protein phosphorylation
Molecular function (GO): protein serine/threonine kinase activity; protein binding; ATP binding
Source: RefSeq, a predicted model, not a curated record